AUGGUCGACUCCGAACCCUUCCCCGCCCUCAGUUCGGCGGCGGAACAGCUACAGCACGUCAACGGUAACGGCACCAGCAACGGCACCGCUUCCGGUGCCCAUGCCCAUGCUGCCGACGGAGCCGCUCGUAGACGGCGUAAGAGCAGCGUUCUCGGCGGCGAUAUUAACGCCGGUGACACGGGAGCGCCUGCUAUGGCAUCGAGCCGGGUCAGUCUCGAUGCCAACGAUUAUGCUAACGGACACAAGCGCAUCUCCAAGCGUCGCCGUGCCCGCGGCUUCUUCGCCCGCGCUCGCCAGACCAUGAUCAAGCGCACCUUCGUCCUCCCCGCCAUCAUCAUCCUGCUGUUCCUCGCCGGAUACGCCGUCAACCCUACCGAGUCCAACCCAAUCCACUACUUCAUCUUCCUCUCCUACAAGCUGCCGCAGGAUGACCCCAGCGUUCCGGCCCAGUACGGCAAGGGCCUAUGGGACAUUGCCUUCGUCUCCUUCUACACCGUUGUCCUCUCCUUCACCCGCGAGUUCAUCAUGCAGGAGAUGCUCAAGCCCCUCGCUCGCUAUUGUGGCCUCAGUCGCGGCAAGCAGGCCCGUUUCAUGGAGCAGAUGUACACUGCCGUCUACUUUGGUGUCCUCGGUCCCGCCGGCCUCUAUGUCAUGAGCCUCACUCCCGUCUGGUACUUCAACACGGCCGGCAUGUACGAGGACUUCCCCCACACCACCCACCUGGCGCCCGUCAAGUUCUACUACCUCUUCGAGGCUGCCUACUGGGCCCAGCAGGCCAUCGUCCUUAUUCUCGGCAUGGAGAAGCCCCGCAAGGACUUCAAGGAGCUCGUCGGCCACCACAUUGUCAGCCUGGCUCUCAUUGCCCUCAGCUACCGCUUCCACUUCACCUACAUCGGCCUGCCCGUCUACGUCACCCACGACAUCAGCGACUUCUUCCUGGCCACCUCAAAGACGCUCAACUACCUCGACUCCUCCCUCACAGGCCCCUACUUUGUCCUCUUCAUGGGUGUCUGGAUCUAUCUCCGCCAUGUCAUCAACAUCAAGAUCAUCUGGUCCCUCUUCACUGAGUUUGAGACCAUCGGUCCCUUCGAGAUGGACUGGGAUGCGGGGCAGUUCAAGUGCCGUCUUAGCCAGGUUAUCACCGCGAGUCUGCUCUCGUCCCUGCAGGCUCUGAACCUGUUCUGGCUCUUCUGCAUCGGCCGUAUCGCCUACCGCUUUGCCUUCCAGAACGAGCUUGAUGAUGACCGCUCCGACUAUGAGGACGAGGAGGAAGAGACGCCGAUGCCUGAGCCCAAGGCCAACGGCCUCACUAACGGCAAUUCUCACGAACAAGGGCAUGCGGAUGGGCAUGCGGAUGGGCAACUUUUGCAACACAACGUUGAGUCUUUGUGUCAAGAAAACGCCAAACAGCAAUGCACAAUGCACAACACACAAUGCGACGCUAUGUCCGGGACACUCCGGAAUACCCAUGCCAACGUUAGCGUUGCGACGCGCACGAAACCCCGUGCCUGA
Messenger RNA from Ilyonectria robusta, 1512 nucleotides. Its product is annotated as TLC domain-containing protein. Lineage: Eukaryota; Fungi; Ascomycota; Sordariomycetes; Hypocreales; Nectriaceae. Gene Ontology annotation, biological process: ceramide biosynthetic process. Gene Ontology annotation, cellular component: membrane. The record is from RefSeq and is a predicted model, not a curated record. The coding region runs from base 1 to 1512 and encodes 503 amino acids. The transcript is spliced from 3 exons. Gene Ontology annotation, molecular function: sphingosine N-acyltransferase activity.